Messenger RNA from Spirometra erinaceieuropaei, 1419 nucleotides. NCBI's taxonomy places the organism in Eukaryota, Metazoa, Platyhelminthes, Cestoda, Diphyllobothriidea, Diphyllobothriidae. The record is from the annotation of a GenBank genome assembly.
AAGUCUGUCCGGACUCGAACAUACUCACCGGUCCCUGCGUGCGCAGUGGAGGAGACGAGGGCAGGGCCUACCGUCGUGUUGAGUUUGAGGAAUGGCAACGAGAGGGCUGCGAGUGCAAGAAGGCAGCCCCGCGGGUCGUCCGGAAGCUUUGCGGUUGUCGCAAGAACGUCUGGUAUCGUCAGGAGUGCCGGAAAACCGAGGCGCAACCCGGUGGCGUUCUGGUCAUCCACCGCAUCCGAGAGAAGCUGGCUUCACAGUCCGGUAAAGAAUUGCCCGUGUGCAAAGUGGAGGUACGGAAGUCGGUCAGGAAAAUUGGUGAGUUUGGGAAUGUCUCGAUCCUUGUUACACUCUCUGAAAAAGGUGACAUCCGCUCGAAAAUCAACCAAAAUAGUCAUAAUCAGUCCUCCUUGAAUUGGCGCUGUUACCUCUGGCAGCCAAGUACGCCAACUUCCUACCACACACUAUGCCUCUGCAAAAAAGUACUCAAAAAUAUUUGUAGAAAACCCAUUUGCACAUGAGCGGCGAGUUUUUAUUGGUCAAGUCUCCGGCCAAUCCAACGUUGCCAUGACGGAGUCCAUUAUGGGUCUUGGGUGUCCCGUGAGUGAGACUCCUGGACCGCGGUUGCUGGGAUUUGCGCCUAUAUACAGCUGUUACAACCUGUAGGAAUGCGUACGCUAUAAUCACACAACAGCUUCCUCAACAUGUUUAGUACUGAGGGUAAGGAACUCGGUGUUUGCCAUUGACCAACUUUUAAAUCUUACUUCAGUAAGCUCUUCACUUCUGGGAAAGUCUGUUUGUGUGUCCACAGAAUUGUCAGUGUUCCAUUCCAAGGAUUUGUAUCUCAUGACCUACUACUUUGAAGGCGGGCUUAGACCACCUCCCCCACUGGGGCGCAAGUGAGCGCAGACAACACUCACGCAUUAACGGCGGCGUUGGCACGCGCGCGUCAAGAGAAGGCAACCAAUGGGUGCACCGAUGACGUAACGCAGUUAUCCAAUCACAUGUCUCAUCACUCUUAUCGCGUGCAGUCGCGUUAGGAGCACAUCUAGUCGCCGUAGGAUGCUACGCGUCCAGGGCCUUUAUUCCUAUCAAGACUGGCUCAAACUGUAGGUAACUAAAACGCCGAAGUAGCACCCUUGCGUUGCCAGUGGUAGAGUAACUCCGAGUUAUCGCCAGUUGCCCUGAGUUGAGCGUCGCGAAUCCCAUAUCCAACAAACAUGUCCUGGGGGGACAAGCUGGAACUGACUAGGCUGGUGAACUUCUCCAAACAUGAAACGGCAACCGAGGCAUUUUCCUCGGAAACAACCACUCAUCCUCUUAAUCCUAGGGUAUGCAUAAUAAGUCAUUUAGUAACAAAACAGCCAAGCAACAUUUUCAUGGAGACUGUAAAGCCCAGGUUAAUCAUUCACUCAGAUCAGU